GGGAAGGUGAUAGAGUAGGAAACAGUAGACGCUGGAUUCAGGCUACACCUGCACAGGUUAAACAAAACAGUCACGGAAAAGAAAUCCUUUGAAUCGACAAACAUGACACCUGAUCCGCGGAUCAUCAGUCAGUCUGACUAAAUGAGCCCUUAGACUGCUCCACCUGAAAAACGACAUGGCGGUAACGCGAUGCCUCACUUAUAUAAUGCCUCUCUCCAGUAUGGCACUGAUACAGGGCUGAAGAGGAUGCUCACGCACCUGUUCCAACACACCUUAGCUACGAAGAGACACGGCUAGCCGAGGUGCAACAGUUAGUCACCAAACUGCGUUUUGGCUUUCGUAAAAGACACCGAUAAGCGGAGGAGAGCGCGCGGACGAGCGGAUCAUUGAUGAGAGGAGCUUUUAGCCCUGCAGACCUGACCAAUUCACAGCGAGAUGCCAGUCCAGAUACCGGACGACACCGACUUCUUAUCUUUCCGCGAUCAAUGUGAAAGUCAGGAUGGCUGGGUCGCCCGUUAUAACAAAGGAGGAGUGACGGUGUGGUGUCGAGACGAGGAGUGCAAAACUGUGCAGAAACUCAAGAUGAGAAUCGUGUGCAAGGACGUGACGGCAGAGACUCUCUACGACGUCUUGCACGACACGAGCUACCGGAAAAAAUGGGACACCAACAUGAUCGACACGUUCGAUAUUGGACGACUGACGGUUAAUGCAGACGUAGGGUAUUAUUCCUGGAAAUGUCCGAGUCCACUGAAGAACAGAGACUUUGUCACCAUGCGGUCAUGGCUUCCUCUCGGCAACGACUAUCUGAUAAUCAACUACUCUGUCAAGCACCCGGAAUACCCACCAAAGAAGGAUUAUGUCAGAGCUGUAUCAUUACUCACUGGGUACUUGAUCCAGUCCAGCGGAGCAAACUGCUGCACUCUUUAUUACUUGACGCAAGUUGAUCCACGAGGAUCUUUACCCAAGUGGGUAGUAAACAGGGCCUCGCAAUUAGUGGCACCGAAGGCCAUGAAAAAGAUUUACAAAGCCUGCUUAAAGUACCCAGAGUGGAAGCGGAAACACGAGCCCAAUUUGAAGCCGUGGAGAUACCCGGAGCAGAACACGCUACCCUGCAUCAACGUGGCUGACCUGACGGUGCAGAGAGCAGAUUCGCUGGAGAACAUCGACGAGAGCAGCGUGAGCGAGGAGAAAGCCCAGCACCACAGCGACGACGACGAGACCUAAGACCACUGACUCUCCCGUGUGCCGCGAGGGUGGUUCACAUGCAUUCAUCCCGUAAAUCAUACACUCUUUGGAUUGAACAAAAUACCAUUAUAUUGUUUUGCAGAGAUUUAAAAUCCUCCGUUCUGUGCUCUGAGGAAGGGCCUGGUUGUAUUUGAUGUGUUUAACCGAUGUGUUUUAGAGUGUACGAUCAAAUCAAUCAGUUGUAAAACGUCUUAAACAGCGUCAGUAAAUACUUUGGAAGUGUAUCAGCUUUAGUGUUUCCAGUGCACAGUGCAGAUGUAUUAUCGUGACUUUAUUAAAUGACUUCAACGGCGCACAACUCAUGCUGUCGUUCUGUUGAGCGGUAAUGCUUUAACUGUUAAAACACCAUCUUUCAGCCCCGCGCUCUGAGGUGAAGGUUUCCUGUGUGAGGUUGCAAGGACUCAACCCUUUUCUCUUUAAAGUGACAAAUAUCUGCGUAUUUCACUGCCUUGAGAAGACCUCAGGGCUGUAAAAAUUAAUUCCUGUGCAGUACGUUUGGAUUUGUCUGUGUGCUUUUGACUGCGUGGCAUUUUUCUCAGUGUCUAAAAAAAUUAAAAGUUUGCUCCUGUAUUUCUAAAA
This is a messenger RNA of Puntigrus tetrazona (Sumatra barb), 1824 nucleotides long. It is a transcript of the gene stard15, whose product is annotated as StAR-related lipid transfer (START) domain containing 15. The transcript is spliced from 6 exons. Bases 436 to 1224 code for a protein of 262 amino acids. The record is from RefSeq and is a predicted model, not a curated record. NCBI's taxonomy places the organism in Eukaryota, Metazoa, Chordata, Actinopteri, Cypriniformes, Cyprinidae. Gene Ontology annotation, molecular function: lipid binding.